Echinostoma caproni is the source of this 1749-nucleotide messenger RNA. The record is from the annotation of a GenBank genome assembly. Lineage: Eukaryota; Metazoa; Platyhelminthes; Trematoda; Plagiorchiida; Echinostomatidae.
AUGCAUUCAUCGCAAAUUCCGAAACAAGGCUCUGGGUUCCGUGUGAAUGUGUUUCGCGUUUCUCGCCGCGACAGAAUAGUACUAAUCACUGGCCCCCGCUCCUCCCGUCGCUCUUCUAUUAUGCUAAUCAGUCACUGCCAGUUGGCUCGGUACACAAGCAAAACCAUGUAUACGCAAAAUGACCGUGCUCGUUUACCUCAGAGCACGCUGUAUGCCGAAUCGAAAAUGGAAAUACAACAAGGCGCGGUCUUGAGCUUGAAAUGUCGAGUGGAGGGUGAGACAGAUCCUAUCAUUCGAUGGUUCAAAGAUGGUCUGCCAAUUGAUUCUACUCAGAACAAUCGAGUGGAAAUCAUAAAAUCGUUGUGUCCAUCAACGCACACCGGUCCCCAGUGUACAGAACCCAUUCUGCCCAGUCUACAAACCCCUCCGGUACCAUUGCCGCCAGACUCAACUACGAUUGAAGAGGACUUUGUGCUGGAUCAAUCCGGAAUGUCCAGCCACGAUCCGUAUCGCACACUGCUCGAUCCGGAUGUGAACAAAUGCGUUUUACCGGAAUAUCGGUAUACCAGCGAGUGCUCUCAGGUGAACAGUCACUUUUAUGCAUUUGUUGGCACAGCUAUUGCCUGUUCCGUCAUCAUACUACUGCUGGGCUCUUGUCUGGGCUAUAUUCGGCGUCGAAAAAUACUGAAUGUUCAAGCAAGGAAUGGAAAAGCGCAUCGAGGAAAAGGUUCAGAUCUCCAGUCGGACAGUACACCUUUGCAUGAAGGGCCAGAAUCGCAGCAACAGUUACGUGUCUGCUCGCCAACGGCCAGAGAGGAUUCUCCGAUAUUUGUGUCAGCUCAUCAAACUACCCCAGCCACUCCAAGUGUUUCCGUCCGAUCAGCCGUGUCCGGACAGGAUGAUUCGUUUAUGCACUCGACCUUAUCGCGUGCCGUGACCGGAGUCCCCGAAUAUGCGCUUCCACGAUUGGCCACCGGCACUUCCAUAGAUGGAAUACAAAAUCCAUUCGCACAACCAGCCUAUGUCGUGCUUACCACAACUACCCCAGUUGCGCUACAUCCACUGGCUGAAAACACGAAUCGCGUUGCGCCAAAUCGAACCCCGAUUACCUCCACAUUAAAUCCAACACACGUGUCCCAAUGGUUCUCAUCUCCUACGCAAUCUGCCUUGCCAACUUCCACCGUGAACACGCCUUUUCCUAGUGACAUUAUUCCAGUUGGAUUUCUAGGAUCACCCAAGGGAACUCUUCGUUGCGGACAAGGCUUUCCCACUUCCCCUCCGUGCAGUGCACAUACUGAAAAGAUUUACGUUCAAAUUCCUCCAAUUACCGCACCGUUUUAUUUAACCAACGAAUUGCAACCGACAGGACCGGAUACACGUUCUGUGCACAAAGGUCUCAAUUCUGUUGACGCGACUAGAAGUGACAGUGGUGUAACGGAUAUCGGAUCUGAAAUGAUCGCCCCGUUGUCGCCAACUGGAAUGGCAGAGCAACAAUUACUGGCACAUUCUAUAAAAGUAUCACCCACCCUGAAAGGUCUGUUACAAUCAGGUGAUAUUGGCUCAAACCGUACUGACCUAUCCAGCAGUCCCAACGCAAUCCCGUUAAAACAAAUUAAUCCAGAUUGUGUACCUUUGGUGGCUUCGUCUUUUCCAAAGACGAUAAGCCCGGUGAAUACAAGCCUCCCUAACCAAUCCGAUCCGACCAGUUUGGUGACCUUCAAAUGUGCCGGAUCUGGAGCUCACACGUGA